Molecule: messenger RNA, 2398 nt
Organism: Hemibagrus wyckioides
Lineage: Eukaryota; Metazoa; Chordata; Actinopteri; Siluriformes; Bagridae
Gene: ric8b
Product: RIC8 guanine nucleotide exchange factor B
Exons: 10
Coding region: 129-1742 (537 amino acids)
Biological process (GO): G protein-coupled receptor signaling pathway
Cellular component (GO): plasma membrane; cytoplasm
Molecular function (GO): G-protein alpha-subunit binding; guanyl-nucleotide exchange factor activity
Source: RefSeq, a predicted model, not a curated record
CUCUCCUCGAUGUGACGUUUUUCAAUGAAAACUUGAAAAGGAAGGUUUGGGGAGACGGAACCAAAACAUCUGCUGCUGCCAGUGUGAGACUUCACUCUGUAAAUCAGGCGAGUCAGUUAUAUCCAGCCAUGGAUCUGAGUGGAAUUCUGGUGCAGAUUGAAAACGGGAACGAUGAGGAAAUCGAAAAGCGUUUGCAGGAAUACAACGCAGAGAACUCUAAGACUUUUUCUUUUGACUGCAAACAAGAGGAAGCUCGAAUAAAACUAUGUCAGGGCAUACUCACAGUGCUCGAUCAGCCUGUGCGACCCCAAUGUCAGAGCACCUGUCUGGAGACCAUGCGCAUCUUGUCUCGUGAUAAGCGUGUCCUUGGGCCUGUAGCAACCAAUCAUGGCAUUGUCACUCUUGCACGGUUGGCAUGCGUCCCAUUACCUGAUGUCGAUGUGGAACCUCUGGAGAAAUCACUCUCGUUGGCUGAAGAGCGGGUAGUGGUGGAGGCGCUCAAGUGCAUGUGUAACGUGGUGUUUAACAGCGCAGCAGCGCAGCAGGUGGGAGCGGACGUGCAGCUGGCGCAGGGUUUGUGUGCCCGGCUGCGUUUGCUGACCACCUCCAAACAUGAUGUGGAGCUCUUCUCUCUCCGUUUGCUCUUCCUGCUUUCUGCCCUGAGGCCAGACGUCCGGAGACUGCUGCAUCAGGAGUCAGAUGCUAUGGAGCUGCUCAUUGGUAUACUUGAGCGCACCUUGGAUGUGCGCUGGGCGGGGCAAUACGAGGUCAUGUGUCCUGACUCACAGGCCCCGCCCCUUUCUCUAGAGAGGAGUGAGCGGACAAUGGAGUCACUCAAAGUUCUGUUCAACGUCACUAUGUCUGACUCCAGUGAUGAGCAUAAUGAUUACCAACUGAGACGUAUCACAGCCAUAAUGAGGCACAUUCUGAUGCUGAGGGUUCAGACAGAGGAGAAAACUGAAGAGCUACACAGUCAUGCCAUAAAUCUUCUGAGCAACCUUCCAGUAUCCUGCAUGGAUGUCCUGAUCGAUGUGCCUGUACAGGGAGGAUUUGAGAAAUAUGGUGGAAAGAACAUGGAUGUUUUCCAGGUGCUUCUGGACUUCAUGGAGAAAAGAAUAGACAAGUGCUCAAACUACAAAGAAGGCCUGACUCCAGUGCUCAGUCUGAUGACGGAAAGUUCCAGGUACCAUCGGGAGAUUCGCAGAUACCUCAAAGCUAAGGUUUUACCACCUCUAAAAGAUGUGAAAGUGAGACCAGAAGUGGGCAGCACAGUGCGUAACAAACUGGUGCGCCUCAUGACUCACAUAGACAUGGGGGUGAAACAGGGAGCUGCCGAGUUUCUUUUCGUCCUCUGCAAAGAAAAUGUGGACAACCUUUUGAAGUACACUGGCUAUGGCAAUGCUGCAGGGCUGCUGGUGGCUCGGGGGCUGCUGGCAGGGGGCAGAGGAGACACUGAGUACUCUCCUGAUGAGGAUUCUGACACAGAAGAGUAUAAAUCAGCAAAACCAUUCAUUAAUCCGAUUACAGGCCACAUAGAGGAGCCAAUGCCAAACCCAAUUGAGGACAUGACCGAGGAACAGAAGGAGUAUGAAGCUCAGAAACUUGCAACUAUGAUUGGCGAGUUGUCAAGGCAGCAGCUGAUCCGGCCAAUGGGGGUGAGGAAGGAUGGCUCACUAGCUCCACUAGAGGAGACGCUACACACAUGCAACGUUCCAGAGUGCAGUGACUCGGACUCGGAUUAAGGCAUGCCGACCCUACUCACUCACACGCUCAUUCACUGAACCUCCAUGGAGUCAGCACUUCUUAGAAAAAGAAUUGAACUUGUCAUUAGUUUGUGUUAGAAACAAUUUGGUUUGUGCCAGUUUGAUUGUUCAGACAUGACGUUCAGCAUCAAUGUGAAUUAAUGACCAAGAGUGGAGUCACAGUGUAGAAUUAAACAGGCUAUAUUUUUCUUUGUUCAGCACAAACAUUGCAGUUGUUUGAGAUUUUGUUUCUUUUGUUUUGAGGUUUAAUGCUCUGUGACAUUACCCCCCGAUCAUAAAUUAGCCAUUUCAUCAAGAAUCUGUGCUGCACAAAAGGAACACAUUUUAGUUCAUUCACUGUGUUCCUUACUGGAACAAGGCCAGUGACAUGAAUCUGAUGGAAUCUGCAUCAGUCUCAGAGUGUUAACGUUUCCACUGCCCCAUUCAGAACCAUGCUGUAACACGUUUUGGAUUUUCUGUUCCAUCACUUUAGCAAUCAUUCCUUACCUUAUCUGAGGUACGCUGAACUGUUACAAAGCAUUUCUGCCUAAAGGGAUGGAGAAAAUGUAGGAUCUUAGACUGUUAAUAUUAUCUUAUCGGUGUAAAUAGGAUAGCUAGCAUGGGCUGCUCUUUACCACUCUGGUGUAUGUGUCUUU